This is a messenger RNA of Peronospora matthiolae, 945 nucleotides long. The record is from the annotation of a GenBank genome assembly. Lineage: Eukaryota; Oomycota; Peronosporomycetes; Peronosporales; Peronosporaceae.
AUGUCAGUCUCUCUAGACUGCUUCCUGCCAAUCAGUUACAGCGUGGCAGCUAGAUCUUACAUCAAUCUGCAUGCUAGAUACGACGAAAACGCUAACGCCACUGCUACGAAGGACAAGAACCUCGAGGCCUCGAGUCCAAGUGACGUUGAUUCCGAGUCUAAGGGUAUUGAUGUCGUACAAGUGCCACGUCUGCGACUGCGUGAACUCAACUGGAAGAAUCGUGACCAGUUCUUAGCGAUGAUGGAGCGUCACUCGUUUGUUGUCCUCACUGACAUAGGCAGAUCGCUGGAACAAACCCAUGACCAAGUGCUUGAGGAAUUCGAGACGUUCUUUACAAGCGCCGACGAGAACUGGAAGAACAGGUGUACAAGCAAACACAUUUACCGCAACGAGCACGGCAAGCCAUUCUGGUAUGCUGGAUACGAGCACACAAGUGUACGCGACUGUUUUCGCGUGGCUUGUAGGGACAUGUCGCGGCUGGUGUGGCCGUCGUCUGAGUUUCAAACGCAUUGGCUGGCUUUGCAGCGCCACAUGCAGCGCAUUUGCGAUCGUGCGUUAAGUUUAACGGUUGGCUACGAUGUUGAGCCUAGCCAUGCACGCUCGGAUAAGGAUUUCUCCGUCUGCUACGGACUGCACUACCCGAAUAGUGAGGGGAGUGGUCAAUCUGAAACGGAGAACGUUUUCGAGCAUGUGGAUCCAAGUCUGUACGUGGUCGAACCUGUGUCUCGAGUCGAGGGGUUGGAUGUGUAUGACCAAUCUUCCCAGCAGUGGCUAAUGGUUGAAAAAGUGUGCGUUCCUGGAAAAGAGAUUGUACUCUUCUGUGGUCAUGCCCUGAAUCGUGCCACGCGAGGUCGCAUACCUGGAACGCUGCACCGCGUUCAUCGCAACCCGGACCGACGAUUUUGUAUUGUGUACGAGCAGAAGUAUGAGGAGUACUUCCUUUGA